Mercurialis annua (annual mercury) is the source of this 3181-nucleotide messenger RNA. RefSeq names its product probable receptor-like protein kinase At5g61350. Gene Ontology annotation, cellular component: plasmodesma; plasma membrane. Gene Ontology annotation, molecular function: ATP binding; transmembrane receptor protein tyrosine kinase activity. The transcript has a single exon. The record is from RefSeq and is a predicted model, not a curated record. Gene Ontology annotation, biological process: protein autophosphorylation. Bases 248 to 2815 code for a protein of 855 amino acids. NCBI's taxonomy places the organism in Eukaryota, Viridiplantae, Streptophyta, Magnoliopsida, Malpighiales, Euphorbiaceae.
ACAAUUUUGUUCAUCAGACAACCUUGCACGUUCUUCUCUUACUUGCUUCCAACUAUCUCUAUCUCUAUCUCUUAUAGUUCACUAUUUUUGUCCGAAUCACACGCUUCACUUCUUUCUUCCAAACUCCACCAUUUCUUUCCUUACAUUUUCUUCACAAAUGUCAGCUUCUCCUUUUCUUCCUCCUCCUUCACCACCGCGGUCGCCGUCACGGUCCACUAGUUAGUUUUUGUACAUUUCUGAUAAGAUUAUGGGGGGAUCAAAAACUCGAAAAACUCAUACUUUUUUAGUUGUUUUUUUCUUUCUUGUAGUAAAUUUUAGUUUUGCUAAAAAUGAUCUUGCAUUUUCUCCUCCUGAUAAUUUCUUGAUCGAUUGUGGAUCAUCUCAGGAUACUACUCUUGAUGAUGGAAGAGUCUUUAAAUCGGAUUCUUCGACUCGGAGUUAUCUUGAAACCAAUGAAGAGGUUCAGGUUUCAGCUGAUUCUCUUCUUGUAAAUACUUCUUCUUCGGCUGUUCGUUUAUAUAAAACAGCAAGAAUUUUACCUUCUGAAUCAAAAUAUACUCUUCAUAUUUCUCAUCCGGGAUGGCAUUGGAUUCGCCUUUACUUCUACCCUCUUCCUCAUCCGAAAUACAAUCUAAAUGACGCGGUUUUUACCGUUGCAGCCGACGAAUUUGUUCUUUUACAUGAAUUUUCUGUAAGAGAUAAUAGUUCUGUCGUUUUCAAAGAAUAUCUCUUUAAUCUUACAGAUGAAAGAUUUUCCCUCAUUUUCAAGCCUAUCAAGAACUCUUACGCAUUUAUCAAUGCUAUUGAGGUUGUUUCUGCACCUGCCAGCCUCAUUUCUGACUCUGCAGCCACACUUCCUCAAGGAGGAACUUUUAAUGGUUUGUUUAAUUAUGCGUUUGAGGUUUCUUAUCGGUUGAAUGUCGGUGGCGGAAUUGUGUCUCCGAAGAAUGAUACGUUGUCAAGAACAUGGUUUCCUGAUACACCAUUUAACACAUUUCCACAAGGAGCUCAAGCUGUGUCUGUUCCUCCGAGUACCGUUAAAUUCAGGGAGGGCGGAGCGAGCCCCUACAUUGCUCCGCCUUGGGUUUAUGCUACCGCCGAUCAGAUGGCGGAUUCUGAGACAGUUCUGCCUAAUUUCAAUCUCACUUGGGAGAUGAGUGUUGAUCCAGGAUUUUCGUAUUUGGUCAGAAUGCAUUUCUGUGACAUUGUCAGCAAGUCUCUUAAUGACUUGUACUUCAAUGUGUAUAUAAAUGACAUGAUAGGCGUGUCGAGUCUUGAUCUAUCAUCGCUUACUGGUGGUCUUUCGACAGCUUAUUAUGCGGAUUUUGUUGUCAAUGCCUCAGCAAUCACCAACAGUUCUGUCAGAGUUCAGGUUGGAACUGCUUCCGGUAUAGAGUCAGGAUUGGCUAAUGCGAUUCUGAAUGGAUUAGAGGUGAUAAAGAUGAGCAACAUAGAUGGAAGCUUGAACGGAUUUUUCGCUGCAGAUGUGUCCCACGGAGUAAGCAUAAUGAAGAUUCUUGCAGGAAUUGGGCUAGCAAUGGGAGUGUCAGCAAUGCUACUUCUAGCAAUAAGUUUUAUCAGGUGGCAGAAGCGACCUCAGGAUUGGCAGAAACGAAACAGCUUCUCAUCAUGGCUUCUUCCUCUGCAGGGAAACACUAAUUCGACAUUCUUUUCGAGUAAGAGUGGCUCGAGAAGAUCAAGCAUGUUCGGUUCGCGUAAAAGCAAGAGUGGCUACUCUGGUUUCUUCUCUAAUCAGGGUUUCGGAAGGUAUUUCGGGCUCGCUGAAUUGCAGAAUGCAACUCAAAAUUUUGAUGAAAAGGCAGUGAUUGGUGUAGGUGGUUUUGGAAAAGUUUAUAUUGGAGAUUUGGAAGAUGGAACUAAAACUGCUAUCAAAAGAGGAAACCAUAGUUCGCAGCAAGGUAUAAACGAGUUUCAGACAGAAAUUCAAAUGCUCUCCAAGCUCAGACAUCGACACCUCGUGUCGCUCAUUGGCUUCUCCGAUGAGAAUUCCGAGAUGAUUCUUGUUUAUGAGUACAUGUCUAAUGGCCCUCUCCGCGAUCACCUCUAUGGCUCGACCCUACCUACUCUAUCAUGGAAACAAAGACUCGAAAUCUGCAUCGGUGCAGCUCGGGGAUUACAUUACCUCCACACGGGUGCAUCACAGCCCAUUAUCCAUCGUGAUGUCAAAACAACAAACAUUCUUCUAGACGAGAAUUUUGUCGCGAAAGUUUCUGAUUUCGGCCUUUCCAAGGCUGCAUCAGUGGAUCAAGGGCACGUAAGCACUGCCGUAAAGGGUAGCUUCGGAUACCUCGAUCCUGAGUACUUCAGGAAGCAACAGCUAACCGAGAAAUCCGAUGUUUACUCUUUCGGAGUUGUUCUUUUCGAGGUUUUGUGUGCCAGGUCCGUUAUAAACCCCGCCUUACCAAGAGAGCAGGUCAGUUUGGCAGAAUGGGCAAUGCAGUGGCACAGAAAGGGAAUGAUCGAAAAAAUCAUUGAUCCGAAAAUUGUAGGUACCAUUAAUUCAGGAUCCCUGAAAAAAUACGUGGAAGCUGCAGAGAAAUGUUUAGCAGAAUACGGAGUCGACAGGCCUGGAAUGGGAGAUGUAUUAUGGAACUUGGAGUAUGCAUUGCAGCUUCAGGAGGCUUCAAGUGAAGCUGAAGCACUGGACGAUAAAAGUACAAAUCUGAUAGAUUUGGAAAAGCCAAGUAAAGCGAAUUCAGGAGGGGAAUCUGCUGCAACAGCAGUAGCAAUAAAUGAUGAUUCUGAAGUAACUGUGGGGUCUCCAAUAUUUUCUCAGCUAGCAAAUGGAAGGUAACGAAAACCAGACAUCAAAUUGUAAAGAAACCAAAUGAUCAGUAGCAGUAAUACAUUGGCAAGUUCUAGAUAGUUCUUGAUGCUGAAAAAGAAGACAUUUUCAUGGUUUGAGCUUCCACUUGCAUUCCUUGUAUGCUAUUCAGGAUCAAGAAUUAGCAGUUUGAGAGAUAUGGUUAAAGAUUGAAGCUUUUGGUUGAGUGUUCUGCAGAAUUGACCUUUUUUUUUUUUGAUUUAAGCUUCUUUUUUCCCCAUUUCAUUGAAUGUGUUGCAGUUCAUUGUAAUCUUCUUUUUUCAUUUUCGUAGUAUUUUGUAUUUUUAGAAGCUAGAAAAGCUAGGGUAACUGGCAAAAUAUAGCAGUAAUUUUAAG